UGGGGUGCGCGCUUCGCGUUUUUCCAAGAUCUUUGGCUCGUGCAUGCGAUAGAGCCCGGGCGAGAGAGUGAGUGGGAGAGUUUUGUUCACUUUCAUCCUCUGAUUGGCUGGCAGCGCGACCGCGUGCUGCUCUCCUCUCAGUCUUUCACCGCAUGGAUUUCUGAGCUCUCUCGUUUCCUCUCCUGGAGGUGUCUCUCCGUCUCGAUUCACAUGGGACUUGUCCUUCCAGGUUGUUUCGGGAACAAAAGCCUCUCUUCGUGCCUCAUGCUCGGCGCCAGGUCUUCGUAGCUGAGGGCUCUUCGCCAUGGCCGAGCCGGGAGCAGUUUCCGACGCUUUGGCGGCUCCAAUGCUCGAGUUUAUCGCCGAGGCUGCGUCUCCUGGCAGGGAUGGGGCUCGUCGGGGCUGCCCGGGCCACGGCGCCGAGGGGCUCUUCUCCAACGGCGGCUACAAGGAGCUCAGCAGCCCCGGGGUGGGCAGCCGGAGUCGAGACACGUCCGCCGAGAGGAACCAGCCGAGCGGGAACCCACCCUGUGGGAUUAUGAAGAACAGUUCCAAGCAACGGCAGGUGAGGAAGAAGACGGUCUCAUUCAGUUCUAUGCCAAGUGACCGCAAGAUGAACAGUACUGCUGCCUGCAUGGCCUUCAUGUUGGAGGGAUGUGAGAUGAAAAAAGUUCGCUCCAACUCACGCAUGUACAACCGAUACUUUCUGCUGGAUCCAGACCUGCGCUGGCUCCGCUGGGAGCCAUCAAAAAAGGACUCAGAAAAGGCUAAACUGGAGAUCAAGAGCAUUAAAGAGGUGCGGUUAGGGAAGAAGACUCCUGUCCUACGCAGCAACGGUCUCUCUGAUCAAUUUCCAGAUGAGUGCGCUUUCUCAAUCAUUUAUGGAGACAAUUAUGAGUCUCUGGAUCUAGUGGCAAGCACAGCAGAUGUGGUCAGCACCUGGGUAAUGGGACUGCGGUAUUUGGUGUCAUAUGGACGACACACAGUUGGUGUGGUUGAACCCAGCCAAUCUAGCGUGAGAACAUCAUGGAUUGGCUCUGUGUUUGAGCUGGCUGACAUCGAGAGGCAGGGACACAUAGACCUGUUCCGUGCCACGCAAAUUAUCAAGGGACUUAAUCCAGGCAUGAGGGAGUCCCGCAUUGAGUUGAAAUUCAAAGAACUUCAGAAGGCCAAAGAUUGCUAUGGCGAGGGCAUCGACUUAGACACGUUUGUAGAGGUGUACUGUGAAUUGUGCACAAGGCCUGAAAUCUUUUUCCUUCUGGUGCAGUUUUCUAGCAACAAGGAAUACCUGGAUUCAAAGGACUUGAUGCUGUUUGUGGAAGUUGAGCAGGGAGUGGAGGGCGUGACGGAGGAGAUGUGCCGUGAAAUUGUGCACAAGUAUGAGCCUUCAGCAGAAGGUCGAGACCGUGGCUACUUGUCUAUCGAUGGUUUCACACACUACCUCCUGUCGUCUGAGUGCCACAUUUUCGAUCCACAGCACAAGCGUGUUUGUCAGGACAUGACACAGCCACUGUCUCACUACUACAUCAACUCAUCACACAACGCUUCCCUGCUGGAGGACCACUACUGGGGCUCCUCAGACAUCAGCAGCUAUGUCCGUGCCCUGCGUAUGGGCUGCCGUAGCCUGGAGGUAGUGGUGUGGGAUGGACCUGACUGUGAGCCUGUGGUUUAUGUUGGCAGCUCAGUGGCAUCCCAGCUGGCCUUUUCCAAAGUCCUCGAUGUCAUAAACCAAUAUGCCUUUGAGAGCUCUGAGUAUCCUCUGAUCCUGUGCCUGGUGACACACUGCAGUGUCCCACAACAGAGGGUCAUGGCCCAGCAUAUGAAGAAAAUACUGGGGGACAAACUCCACACGGAACAUCCAAGUUUGGAUGAACACUACCUGCCCUCACCUGAGAAGCUGAAAGGUAAGAUCCUUCUGAAAGGGAAGCGCCUUCCACCUGACACCCAGGAUUCUGAGGGAGAGGUGACCGAUGAGGAGGAGGGGCUUGAGAUGUCACGGCGUAUGGUCAGCAUGGAUGAGAAGGACCAGCUCAACGGCAUUGGCUAUAAGAGGCUGCGACUUUGCAAGGAGCUGUCUGAUCUUGUUACCCUUUGCAAAUCUGUCCAGUUUCGAGACUUUGAGUCAUCCAAGAGGGAACAGAAGUACUGGGAAAUAUGUUCUUUCAACGAGGUGGAUGCUAACCGCUUUGCUAAUGAGUUCCCUGAGGACUUUGUAUGCUAUAACAAGCGAUUUCUGUCACGGGUAUUCCCAACACCCAUGCGCAUUGAUGCCAGCAAUAUGAACCCACAAGACUUUUGGAAAUGCGGUUGUCAAAUCGUGGCCAUGAAUUACCAGACCCCUGGCUUGAUGAUGGACCUUAAUCUGGGCUGGUUCAGGCAAAAUGGCAACUGCGGAUAUGUGCUCCGCCCUGCUAUAAUGCGUGAGGAGGUCUCGUACUUCAGUGCCAAUGCUCGUGACUCACUACCUGGAGUGUCUGCCCAGCUCCUCCACAUCAAGGUGAUCAGUGGCCAAAACCUGCCAAAACCUCGAGGCUCAGCGGCAAAAGGUGAUGUGGUUGAGCCAUACAUCUAUGUGGAGAUCCAUGGGAUCCCUGCAGAUUGUGCUGAGCAGCGCACAAAGACUGUAUCACAGAACGGUGACAAUCCCAUCUUUGAUGAGAGCUUUGAGUUCCAGAUCAAUCUCCCUGAACUGGCAGUUUUGCGUUUCGUGGUCCUUGAUGAUGACUACAUUGGUGAUGAAUUCAUUGGCCAGUACACAAUCCCCUUUGAGUGCCUGCAGCCUGGUUACCGGCAUGUACCAUUACAGUCACUUACAGGGGAGUUCUUGCCCAACACCACACUAUUUGUUCACGUGGCCAUUACGAAUAGGCGUGGUGGUGGCAAAGCUCACAAGAGAGGACUUUCUGUGAGGAAGGGCCGCAAGGCUAGGGAGUACACUUCGACCAAGACCACUGGGAUCAAAGUAGUGGAUGAACUCUUCAGGGCUUCCACACAGCCACUAAGAGAGGCAACGGAUUUGCGGGAAAAUGUGCAGAACGCCAUGGUGUCGUUUAAGGAGCUGUGUGGUCUGACCCCAGCGGCCAACAUGAAGCAGUGUAUACUGACUGUGUCUUCGUGGCUGCUGAACAGUGAGCGCUCUCUGCGGGUUACGGUGGAUCUAAGUGAGGCCUAUCCUACCAUGGAGGCACAAGGUCCAGUCCCAGAGCUGCUGCGCAAAGUCCUGACUGCCUAUGACACGAUGAUCCAGACGAGUCGCACGUUGAUUGAAUCAGCAGACAGUGUUUACUGCAAACUCACACAAGCACAACGAGCAGGGUUGGACUUUCAUGAGGAUCUGCAUCGCAUCGGAGCUAAAGAGGGGCUGAAGGGCCGAAAGCUGCAGAAAGCCAUGGAGAGUUAUGCCUGGAACAUUACUGUUCUCAAGGGUCAGGCGGAUUUGCUGAAGCACGCUAAAGGCGAGGCAGUGGAUACUCUGAGGCAGAUCCAAUGUGCGGCUCACUCAUGCGGCCUGGCCAAGAACGGAGCAUCCACCUCCCCUGCCUCGCCCCUGCUGCCCCCCCACCCAAGACCCCAUGGUCCCCUGCACACCAUCCCAGAGACAGAGCCGCCAGACACGGAGCCCAGCACACCACACUGACACACACACACAGAGGGAGGAAUAACCGAUCUCAGGAAGGUUCAAAGCAGUAGUUUUGGGAAAGAGAGAAUGAAAUGAGAAAAGACUGAAAAAGCAGGAGGAGGAGAGAGAUUUAACCCCUUAGAAGCUGAGUUAUUAGUGUUGAAAUGUAAUGUAAGACUGUACGCACAAAUAUAUCUUUUCAUCAAAUUCCAAUUGUAGUAAAAUAUCUCCUACCACGAAUACAAAGGUGGUAUUGAUUGAAAGUUCAGAAAUCAGCAUUUCCCGCAGUUUCAGUAAGCCACGAGAGAAAAAUUGUAUAUAUAAAAUUACACAGUGCUUAGUUAUUGCCGGCAAUAACUGUGACUUCUAAGGUUAAAGGACUCCACUGACCUGCACAGCUCUGAGCUGUAGUGAGAAGAUGGUGAAUGCUGCCUUAGGCUUCUAUACAAAUUCUGGCUGGCCCAAAUCCCAAACACAGAGAAUGUUUCUCAAAAAGCAUUCUUAUUUGCUUAAACUGCCCAAGUCCCAGUGUGCAAGUACAAAUAAAAUUCUAAAGAUCCACAAAUGUUCUUGGGUCACCUCAGAAUAUAGAGGAGGCAUCAGUUGAUGACUUGCCAACAGGAAUGAAUUGAUAGUCCUGUGAUUUAUUGCAACAGCAUUGUGAUCAUGAAUGAUGCUAUUCAGACCCACAGCUGUGUUUAAAUUCUCUAAUUUUAGGUAUAUGUUGCAACUAAAUCUGCUUUUUGGAGAAAAGAAAAACAAAGAAAAAUCAGAAAUUUUUGAGCUAGUCUUUGGGUAUAUUAUAGUAAAAUCACAUUUGCAAAUAAAUGGUCCCUUCAGACUGCCUUUCAGAUAUUGUACAAAAGUGUUUCGUUUUACAUUUCUGAUGCUAAAUGUUAGCCAACUCUAGGUGCGUUCUCAUUCUACCUUCACAUGUUCUUGCAAGUUUGUUCCUGUUAGAUAAUUCGCCAAGAACAGUCUUCCCAAGGAUGUCCAUUCCUCACAUUCUUGUUUUUGGGAAACACACUGCUACAUUGUUAUCUAAUACAUUUGCCCAGUUUAACCAUGAAGCCCUAAACCUAACCUUUAACCAUGAUCUGCAUCUACAUCUAUAAUAAAUAAAUAAUAUCCUGAAAACGAAAACAAGCAGUGAAAAAAAUGUUGUUAAAUAAAACUAGCUCAUUUAAAAAGGAUAUAAAUUAUAAGGUCCACAGAAAAGCUAACUAAAACUAAAUAAUGUUACAUUACCUAUGUAAUACUUAAAGGGCUUAUUACACAAAAGCAGUCCUAAUUCAUUUUAAAUGACCAUUUUAGCCUCUCUUUAUCCCUUAAUAUUAUUUAAAUAAGCUGUCGCAGAGGCCUUAAAGAGUUCAUGCCUCGGCAGGUUGCAGCUGUUUUUAUAGCACGCACAGGACCAACAUAUUAGGCAGGUGGUUAUUAAUGUUUUCCAAGCUGAGGAGAAUAUGUAAAUAUGUUUUCAUGACAUCAAAAAACAUUCAAAAAACAUUUUUGCAGUUUAGUUCUAUAUACAUAAACACACACACACACACACACACUAAUCAGCCAUAACAUUAAAACCACCUCAUUUCUACACUCAUUGUCCAUUUUAUCAGCUCCUUUCACCAUAUAGGUACACUUUGUAGUUCUACAGUUACAGACUGUAGACUACCUGUUCCUCUGUAAGUCUGCUUUUACCCUGUUCUUCAGUGGUCAGGACUUCCACAGGACCACCACCACAGAGCAGGUAUUAUUUGGGUGGUGGAUCAUAUAUAGCUAAUAAUAGCUAAUGCUAUUUUGCUACAGUAGCAAAAGAAAGGAAAGAAAGAAAAUAAAAGCAAAGCCAAAACUGUUAAAGCACAAAAACUAAAUUAAAAAAUAAAAACUAAUGAAAGUUUCAAAAGUAUAUGAGCCCUGAGUUUUACAGAGCAUUUCUCAUACCUCAGGUCACUUCACAGAUGCAUCAUAAAUAACUAGAUAUUCAGCCCAAAGCAAAGCUGUGCAGGCCAGGAAUGUCGCACAAAUAAUCAGUGAAGACAGGAAUAUAUUCCCUCCCUGCUUUUUCAUCGGUCAGUGUUAAAAGCACUGAUGUUGAGUAAUAAGACUGAUAAAGUGAGCAAGACAAGUAAAUAAGUUAGAAAGAGACAAAACCGGUUUUAAAAAAGACAAAGAUGUACCUCCUCAAAUAUCAACACACACACACACACACACACACACACACACAUAAACAAAGAGUCAGCAAUGCCACUGAACAAAAGACUCUUCUUCCCUUUGGCUCCCCCUGCUGGUCCGGAUGAUGUUUGGGGGCCUCUGCACAUUUGUCAGGUGUUAUAAUUCAUGUUUUUAUUUGUUUUAUUUUACAUUUACACUUUGGUCCUUUCAAUCAAACUUUUAUCCAGGGGUACAGUGAGUGAAAGUUGGUGCGUGAGUGUGAGUGUCGUGCGUCUGUCUUAAUUUUGAGUUUAAAAAAAAAAAAAAAAGGAAAAAAAAAAAACCUCUCCAUAACGUUUAAACUGGAAAUUGGACUUAUCCUUUUGCGAUGGACUAAGCGCAGAGAACUCUGGGAAAUCUUUGCUGUCAGUCAAACUUUAAGCAGCACUGAGAAGCAGAUAAGCAAAUAAUUGAUAAAUGAAAUAAAUCAUUUUAGAUCUAAUUAAAGGACACUUUACAGUCUAGCUCAGAACACUUCACCUCUGAGAGAAUAUGCUGUUUGUGAACAAUGUGAUUAUUGUAAUUACUACUGUUACUAUUGUGGGUAGGUAUAAUAAUUAAUAUUGCGGUUAUUUUAUAAUCAUGAACUGUGCAUACACAGUGAUGUCAUGAUGUACCUGUGGUUUGUUGGUUGAGACCUCACUGCAAGGCGGGGUGAGUGAAGAAUGUGUGGGUUGGGGGCGGGUUUUGGAGAAGAGCAGUUGGUGUUGACGUCUGCGAAUAACACCUCAUUUGAUUUCCCUCAUUUAUAAAGUCCAUAAUAUAUUAUAAAGUGAUAUGGCACUAGAAA
Messenger RNA from Pygocentrus nattereri (red-bellied piranha), 6617 nucleotides. It is a transcript of the gene plcl5, whose product is annotated as inactive phospholipase C-like protein 2. The transcript has 6 exons. The record is from RefSeq and is a predicted model, not a curated record. Gene Ontology annotation, molecular function: phosphatidylinositol-4,5-bisphosphate phospholipase C activity. Gene Ontology annotation, biological process: lipid metabolic process; intracellular signal transduction. NCBI's taxonomy places the organism in Eukaryota, Metazoa, Chordata, Actinopteri, Characiformes, Serrasalmidae. The coding region runs from base 305 to 3637 and encodes 1110 amino acids.